Drosophila elegans is the source of this 2410-nucleotide messenger RNA. RefSeq names its product protein DDI1 homolog 2 (gene rngo). The coding region runs from base 280 to 1662 and encodes 460 amino acids. The record is from RefSeq and is a predicted model, not a curated record. The transcript has 4 exons. Gene Ontology annotation, molecular function: aspartic-type endopeptidase activity; protein binding. Gene Ontology annotation, biological process: proteolysis. Lineage: Eukaryota; Metazoa; Arthropoda; Insecta; Diptera; Drosophilidae.
AAAAUAUGCAUUAAAAAGACAAAGAAGUCUCGAAUCCACCCACAACCAUCGAUAGGCAGACGGCUCCGGAGUACGAUACCGCAACGCAUGCAACCGUAAAGUGUGGAGGCGGCGUUUUCGUUGUUGUGUCAAAACAAUAAGCAAAAUAUCAGCACAGCACCCCCACUUGGCCACCGAAGAUAACGGCAAAGAGCAGAGAUUAGGACUUUCCCCUUAAGAAGCAGCACCGGAACCCAGAUCCCAAUCAGUGAUCCCCGAAGAGCAAAGCAGGGAGCGGCAAUGAAAAUCACAGUGACCACCAGCGAUGACAAGGUCUUCUGCUUGGACGUGUCCCAGGAUCUGGAGCUGGAAAAUCUCAAGGCCCUCUGCGCGAUGGAGAUCGGUGCGGAGGUGGCCCAAAUAGUGGUCAUAUUCAACGGGCGCGAACUUUCCAACGACAAACAGUCGCUGCAACAGUGCGGCGUCGGCGACGGGGACUUCAUUAUGCUGGAACGACGCAGGAGCGCCAAUCGCUCAGGUGGCGGGAAUCCAGCGAUCAGCACGCUGGACUUCAGCAGCAUCGCAGUGCCGGGCACGAGUUCCGGCGGCAGUCCGCCUUCGCGGAGUGGCCACCAGCAUGGAAUGCUGCCGUCGCAGUUCAACAACCUCACAGACUUCCCCACGACCAAUGAGUUUAACGUGAACUUCGACGACGAUCCGGCGACGGUGCGCCAGAUGUUCCUGUCCAGACCCGAGACCCUGUCGCUGCUCCGGCAGAACAACCCGCGUCUGGCGGAGGCCAUCGACUCCGGCGACCAGGAGACCUUCGCCCGGCUGCUCCGCGAGCACAUUACGGAGCGAAAGCGACGCAACGAGCAGCGCAUGCGCAUGCUGAACGCCGAUCCCUUCGACGAGGAGACGCAACGUCUGAUUGCCGAGGAGAUCAAACAGAAGAACAUCCAGGAUAACAUGGCGGCAGCCAUUGAAUACAAUCCGGAGAUCUUUGGCACGGUCACCAUGCUUUAUAUCAACUGCAAGGUGAAUGGGUUUCCGGUGAAGGCCUUUGUGGACUCGGGCGCCCAGACGACAAUCAUGAGCAAGGACUGUGCGGAACGCUGCCAUGUCAACCGGCUGAUCGACACGCGUUGGAAUGGCAUUGCCAAGGGCGUGGGCACACAGCCCAUUCUGGGCAGGGUGCACAUGGUCCAGCUGCAGAUUGAGAACGAUCAUUUAACGUCCAGCUUCACUGUGCUCGGCCAGCAGCCCAUGGACAUGUUGCUGGGCCUCGAUAUGCUGAAGCGACAUCAGUGCCUGAUUGACUUGCAGCGGAAUCUGUUGAUAAUCGGCACCACCGGAACGGCGACGCCGUUUCUGCCGGAGAGCGAGCUGCCGGUCAGUGCCCGGCUCACCGGAAACUCAGAGGAAGCGAUGGAGCAGGAGGCGAUUGCCAAUGCCAUUGAGCAAAGCAAGCGGGAGGGUGGUGGCGGUGGCGCUGGCGGCGGACCCAAUACAAUUCAACCGCUGGAUCAAUUCACCGAACAGGACGUCACCGAUCUCAUGGCCCUGGGCUAUCCACGCAGCGAUGUGCUCACCGUGCUGCGGCUGUGCGGCGGCAACAAGCAGGCGGCCAGCUCCGUGCUGCUCAAUCGCAACGCCGCCGCCUCCGGGGCCGAACUCAGCUGAACGCGGCUAGAUCCUCAGCACACACACCACCUCAAGCCGAAAUCGCCACAGCCACAGAAAGAAAUUGGAUUGCAAUAGGAUGAUAAACACACACACACACAGACAGACACACACAUACAGGAUGCCGUUCCAACGAAAUACUCCAUGCAAUACCAAAUAAAAAAGGAGCCACGCCACAUAUAUAAAGUCAAGCAUACGAACAGUAAGAGGACAACAACACAACAACACGUGCAACAAACAAAAAAGCAAUGAAAACAGAAACGAAAGCAAAACCCUUCUAAUUUAGUGAAAUUUUUAUAAACUGAAGCCACUUUUUUAUACGAAUCGUUUGUUACGAUGUACAAUAGCUAAUUAGGGUGCAUUUUUCCAGCAGCGGAUCAUUUUUAAAAACAGAACUAGGGAUGGUUUUUUUCUAGAGAAUAUUGAGAGGAGGAAUACAGUAGGCGAUUUAAUCUAAAAUUAAGACAAAAGUAACGUAUUUAAUGGAUGGAUCUGGACGGUGAUGGAACAAAACCAAGCCACACCACAUCAACGAAAACAUAAACUGUAUUAAGCGAACAUACAAACAAAUUACGAAAGAAAAAGUAUGCCUGACUAUUUAAAAUAUAUUACAAUUAUACACAUGUAAACAUUAUAUACAAUUUGAACUAGUAUUAAGGCUCUAUCAAGCAAAACUGAAUUGGGUUCAAUAAAAGGUCGAAAGUAUUGUUUUGGAUUUGAAAAAAAAAAAUAAAUAAAUAAACAACAA